Messenger RNA from Penicillium hordei, 513 nucleotides. Its product is annotated as TolB family protein. The record is from RefSeq and is a predicted model, not a curated record. Lineage: Eukaryota; Fungi; Ascomycota; Eurotiomycetes; Eurotiales; Aspergillaceae. The transcript has a single exon. The coding region runs from base 1 to 513 and encodes 170 amino acids.
AUGGUAACCAACCCAGAUUACAAGGCCAACUUGAGCCUGGAAGCCUUAGCCGACCUCCAAGUCCCCGGAGAUCUUUACAUUUCUCCCGACGCUGCUAAGAUCGUCUACAAACUACAAUAUUUCAGCAAGAAGGGUGAAAAUGCCACCUCCUCAAUCUGGAUAGCCGUGGUUGGCAAAGAAAAAAGUACUCGUCAAUUUACCUCCGGCUUGUUCAGCGAUGAACAGCCAAAGUGGUCUCCAGAUGGAACUUCUCUUGCAUUCAAAUCUGAUCGAGGCCACCUGGGUAAGUCCUCGACCAUAUAUGUGAUGCAAGUAGAUGGAGGCGAACCAUACCCCAUCAUGCCUGACGGUAAUAAGAAACCUAUUGCGGCAUUUGGAGUCCCAACGGUCCGUAUAUCAUUUACCAGCCCAGAUGAGAAGACGGAUGAACAGGUCCACAAGGAGAAGGCAAAAGACGAUGCCACGGUGUGGGGAGAGAACUUGGAACAUCACCGCCUGGAGUUGUCCAUGUAG